CUCAGAGAGCCCUCUGUUAGUUUGUCACGGCUUUUUGUUUCUCCUCCUGUCAUCUACAAGCGCACAACUCAACUUUGGGUAUUUUUUACCUGGUGAGGUAAUCGGUCGGAUCACUUUUACUUAUUCGACAAGAUGUCGUGUGGUCACAGCUUUUUCACUGUGUUUGUGCUGCUUCAAGUGUUUUCAACAACAGGAGGUGCUCUCUAUGGUCACGGGUUGAUUCGUUGCCAGUUUAGUUCCUACGAUGGUCACGAUGCUUUGUAUCUGGAACAGUACCUCUUCAACAAGGUGCUGGUAGCCCAAUACAACAGCACCUUGGGGAAAAUGAUUGGCUUCACAAAGAAAGCAAAAGACUUGGCAGAUGGGCUCAACAAGAGUCCACUUUUUGUGAGGACACAGAAGUGGAAAACAGAACUCUGCAAAAGUAACGCUCCACUAGCAUAUAAUAACCUCCUGAGCCCAGUCGAGCCCUACAUAGACCUGAGGUCAGUUAAAGCGACAGGUGGCAAGUAUCCAGGCAUGCUCAUCUGCAGUGCAUACAAUUUCUAUCCUAAACAAAUCAGAGUGACGUGGUUGAGAAAUGGAAAAAAGGAUACCUCUGAUGUGUCGUCCACGGAUGAGUUGCCCAAUGGGAACUGGCUCUACCAGAUCCACUCCUAUCUGGAGUAUACACCUACACCUGGAGAAAGGAUAUCCUGUAUGGUGGAGCACGCCAGCCUCAUGGAGCCCAAGGUUACUAACUGGGACCCAUUGCCUGAUUCAGUGGUGAAUAAGAUCUCUGUUGGGGCGGCAGGCCUGCUGCUGGGUCUGGUGUUUUCAGUUGGUGGACUGAUUUACUACAAAAAGAAAUCUGCCGGGCGGACGCCGGUGCCAACGACUGAUGUUUUAUAUCCAGACAACACACUUUAAGUCAGCGAAGCCUGUGGGAAGAGAAUACAACUGAUGUUGAAGCUAAUGGAAAGUCUCUGAAAUGAUUCACUGUUUGUCCUUUUUGUCUAUGUACAGUAGAUGCCUAAAUGGUGUAUUUGUUCAUACAGUACACUAUAAAAUGAAUUUGACUGUUCAGUCUCAGAUAACAAUGCAAACCAGUUCCUACAUUGUUGCUGUCCUGUUCGUAUAACAAACGUGUACAGAAAACAGCUGACCCAUAUUCAUUUAUCUGACUGUUUUCCUCAAUGAAUGUUUCUCUCAUAAAUAUAUUUUAUAGCUAUGGACAUAACUAUGUACCUAAUGUGUGGUGUCUUUUUAGUUUAGUUUUUUUUUUUUUUUUUUUUUAAUUUCAGUGUACCGAAACACAUUUGUAAAUCAAUUACAGUUUAUUUGUAUAGUUGUAAUAUGCCAGUAUAUGGAGGAAGAGAUGGACAGAAGUUUUUUGUGUUUAUCUUUGAAACAUAAAGAAUCUGGAAAAAAAAUAAUGAUAAUAAUCUCAGUUUCCAGCAUCUUAAAGGCUUGUAUCUGUGUAUCUGUGCAUAAUAUGUAUAAACGAGGAACUGUGUGCCAACCUUCUAUGUAAGAACUUUAAAACAAUAAGUGUCAGACGUUGUUUUACUUCCCCCAAGUGGCCAAAAUGUGUCACAGCUUUUCACCAUUUUUUUUUAACACACGUGAAAUUGAUGAAUGUACAGAAAUCUCUGUUCCCAGCUUCAGUCAUGGUUUAGGCCACGACUGAUUGGUUCACAAAAGAUGCACAGCACAGCAAAGGAAAUACUGGCUCAGCUUUUCCCUUCUUCUCCUCUUUGUCCUCGAUGGUCUUGACGGCCUGUUGGACCUCCCCUUUUCCAUUGAUACAAAAACUUCCAGCUGAUUUUACACAGAUUCAACACAAGAGAGACUGACUGGUAAUCAGUGUUUCUAGGUGGACAAAGAGUGUAAAAUGAGGAGACCCUUGCACAACCUCAGAAUGACCAAGUUGAGGAAACAUGAGGCUCAAGUUUUCAGGUUUGUGUGCGUAAAUGAUAAAAGUCUAAAAAUGUAUGAUGACAUGGGUAGGAUGUAAAGUUAUUUUGUCAAUCAUAUUGCUUCCUAAACUAACACAUGAUUCAUUUUUUUAACAUAUGCAGUUAAUUGUCCGUGUAUUGGCUUUGACAGUUCAAAUAUAUUAAAGUGAUUUAAAUAAUGAUUAAA
Mugil cephalus (flathead mullet) is the source of this 2124-nucleotide messenger RNA. Its product is annotated as DLA class II histocompatibility antigen, DR-1 beta chain-like. Lineage: Eukaryota; Metazoa; Chordata; Actinopteri; Mugiliformes; Mugilidae. Gene Ontology annotation, molecular function: MHC class II protein complex binding. The record is from RefSeq and is a predicted model, not a curated record. Gene Ontology annotation, cellular component: MHC class II protein complex; membrane. The transcript is spliced from 7 exons. Bases 133 to 909 code for a protein of 258 amino acids. Gene Ontology annotation, biological process: immunoglobulin production involved in immunoglobulin-mediated immune response; antigen processing and presentation of exogenous peptide antigen via MHC class II; immune response.